CUGUAAAAACAAACAGGGAACUGCAAAAACGUUAAGCUACCAAAAGCCUUUCUUCUUGAAGUUUGCCUCUGCUAGCUGAGGAAUGGAGCGAGUUCGCAGUUUCUGGUCCCUUCUUGAGAAAGCUCAGAAGACCUUCAAGUUUCUGUGGUCUGUCUAUUCCAAACCAGCUCCCCGCAGCGCACUGGAGUGUCUUGCUCUUCUCCUACAGUGCUUGUUCAUUGCAGUGUUAACUGGAGGGCUUCUGUUUACAUGGAUGUAUCUCACUUUAAAAUACAAAUACCAGGCAUCUUGUGUUGUGGCAGGGAUGUAUGCUUCUGUGUGUCUUUUCAUUCUGUUUCUUGUGCAUCCUGUUCGGUGUAUGUUUACCAUGAUAAUACCUUCCCUGGGUACCAAGCAAGGCCGAAAGCUGAUUAUUUCAACAGCCAUGAUGUUGCUAGUCUUACAUUGUAUCCCAAACAUUGUCACCAACAUUAAAACCAUAUUCGACAUAAUAAAAUGUUCAACCCAAACAACAACUGAAAAAACUUUAAAUUCCACCAUCAUUUUGAAUUCUGCUAUAAGUGAUUUUAACAAGUUCUUUCAAAACAUACCUGCCAUACAAAAAGCUCAAAAUAAUUUGAACUUUAAGGGAAAUAUUAAUAUUUCUGAGAUUAACAAAAAGCUCGACGUCAUUUCUGAAGGAGUGAAACAAGAAUUCCACUCAGUUGAAUUGAUUCUGAGAACAUCGUUGGAGGUGAUAAAAAAGGUUGUUGCUGGAUUGCUCCUCUUGUAUUUGCUGGCAGGGUCUGUGUGGUAUUUAAUAGGCUAUCUGACAGACAUAAAAUACGACAACUUGUAUGUUACAGAGAAACUGCGUAGCUUAGCUGAGGAGCACGGGAGGACUGAUGCCCUGCUAUCCUAUGAUAAAAAGCUAGUCAAGUCGACUGGUUUAAGAAUGUCUCGUCAUGAGGUCUUGAGAGCCCUGCGUGGUAUAGUGAUCCUAGCUGUCUAUGGGGUGAUCGCUGCAGUAAUAAUAGGACUUGAUCACUUUGUCUUCUUCCUCCUGGGGAAUAUCCUAGAAUGGGCACAUGACUUUCCAGAAGUAGAUUUUUCUAUUUCAGCCAAGCUGUCAGUUAAGAUUGGAGUACGAGGUGUGAAUGAAGUUAACAACUUUUUUAACGAUGCUGUCAAUUUUUUUGGAGGAGACGGUUCCAAGGCUCAAAUCCCUACAGAAACACACAUGGAUAAAAACUACGAGUUCGGCAUCCCCCUUCUCAGUGAAAACUGCUUAAAGAAACUCUCUCCACCACACAGCUCCAUAGCUGUCACGGUUGGAGUCCUGCACCUUGUUGCCUUUGUCAUGCUGGUCGGGGAGGUUUAUGCCAGACGUGCACGCAGAAAGAUUUCAGCCAGCUUUUACAAGCAACGGGAAGAGGAGAGAGUGAACUACCUGUUUCAGAAGAUCAUAGAAAAGGAAAUGGAAUGAACACAGCAGUUCUGUUACAAAAUGUAGUUUUUGUUUUUGUUGUGUCAAAUGCAUUUUUAGUACCAAAGAUGAAAAAUGUUUGUCCGUUUAUAAAUAGAUUAGAAAAAUGAUCAGCCUCACACUGAGAGACUGGAAUUAAGUAUAUUCUUUCCCUUAAACAAAAUGUCUUUCUGUGGGUUUUCUGUCACCAGGUUGUUAAACUUUCUGACCAGAGCCCUUUUCAAAGUUGACAGUAAUGUAAUCAAUUUAAUUAUUUGCAGCAAAUAAGAAAAUAUCUGUGAUGAGAUGCAAAACCCAGACAUGUCUGAUGAACCAAAAGGGGUAACAUAAUUUGAGGAAGUAACAAAAAAAAAAAAGAUGUAAACCAUUAAGGCACUUUUACAAAAGCAGCAUUUUUUUUAUUGGUAUAUUAAGGUUACAC
Molecule: messenger RNA, 1886 nt
Organism: Acipenser ruthenus (sterlet)
Lineage: Eukaryota; Metazoa; Chordata; Actinopteri; Acipenseriformes; Acipenseridae
Product: osteoclast stimulatory transmembrane protein-like
Exons: 3
Coding region: 83-1465 (460 amino acids)
Cellular component (GO): membrane
Source: RefSeq, a predicted model, not a curated record